CGAAAAUUGACAUGCUAUCCUGGAACAUCAACAAUAAGUGCAGGAGGAUACCGAGCACAAAAUAUGUAGACGUGAGUGCCACUGACCAAGUGACGAUAUGUGAUGAGUUGGGCUGAUCCAAAAUGAGCCAGUCCACGAAUGAGUCAACACCUGAGAUUGAAACGUGGUCCAAAGAGGACAUCCACCACUGGCUAAUGACAGAGGUCAAAGUUCAUCAGAGUUGCGCAGACAUAUUCAUUAAGGAGGAAGUGUCUGGAGAAGAACUGGUUGACUACGAGAAGGAAAAUAUUUUAAAUUUAGGAAUAAAACAUGGCCCUGCUGUCAAAAUCACAUCCUAUCUAAAAAGUCUUAAAGAAGGAACACAACAUGAGUCACAGUUCCUAGCUGAUGUGGAAAACUGGACAAAGGAGCAAGUGACCCAGUGGUUACUGCAGCGUGUGAAGGUCGAUGGCAAAAAGGCAGAGAGGUUCCAAGAGGAGGAUGUGUCCGGAGAUUGCCUUGUUUGUUUCAGCGAGCAGGAUUUUGUGGAUAUGGAGCUGAAAAAGGGUCCCGCUGGCAAGAUCAUGAAACAGCUACUUCGACUAAAAAAUGAGGAGUCAGCGCUGCAGCCCGUCAGUCGCCCCUUCAGAUGGCCCCUUAGGGACAAAAAUAAGCAAGAAAGCAAGAAGGCAAAGCCGUCGUCACUGGCGACAAAGAGUAAAGAAACUAUGGAGAAUCCUGCCCCGCUGAUCAGAAACACCCUGGAUGAACUUUCUACAGAGGAUCGCAAGUCUUUUAAUUUCACGCUACAGCUUUACACCGCCUCGAAGCGUAAACCCAUUCCUAAGGGUAAACUGGAAGGUAAGGACAGCAUGGACAUCGCCACAUUAGUGACCAACCACUACGGACAUGAGGAGGCUUUACGUAUCACACGAGAUAUUCUUCAAACCAUACAUCAGUGUGAACUCGCUUCUCGACUGGUCAGAAACACAGAUCAAGAGAAGCUCCAUCGCACAUCUUGUGAUGAUGAGGAGGACACAGAGGACUCAGAGAAGUCAGACUCAUCGUCUCAUUACAGACGUAAACCCAAGAAAGGGAAAGAACAAAAACGUUUCCGUUUCCAGAUGAAUAUGAAAAUAGACAUGCCAUGCUGUAAAUGACCGUAUUUGAAGUGGCAGCUGGACAUUAGAAGAGGCUCAAAUUUCUUCUUAGUGGAUGACAAUGACAAAAGACACUGAUUUGAACUUGUCGUCAGACUUGUGAUGUUCUUGAGCACCAAAAGCUCUCAGGAGUCUCUCCCACUGCUGUCCACAUGGCGGCUGGAUUUCACCAUUUUGUUGUUUCCUGAAUGAAAAAACGGAAUAAGAUGACGGUAGGUUUUUUCCAGAUGGUUUGGGAUCUUUCCAAAUAGUCUUGAAAAUGCUGAUGUAAUGUGAACUAAACUAAUGUAAGUAAAUGCUGUCAGGUCGCCUGAUUAAAG
Messenger RNA from Epinephelus lanceolatus (giant grouper), 1459 nucleotides. RefSeq lists its product as uncharacterized. Gene Ontology annotation, cellular component: cytoplasm. Gene Ontology annotation, molecular function: protein binding. The record is from RefSeq and is a predicted model, not a curated record. NCBI's taxonomy places the organism in Eukaryota, Metazoa, Chordata, Actinopteri, Perciformes, Serranidae.